Lactuca virosa is the source of this 3115-nucleotide messenger RNA. The record is from the annotation of a GenBank genome assembly. Lineage: Eukaryota; Viridiplantae; Streptophyta; Magnoliopsida; Asterales; Asteraceae.
CCUCGUCUAGGCCCAUACCGUUCGCUCUAAACCCCCACCUUCUUCUCCCUCGUCUCCACCCCUCACCCACAUCCACUGCCUCCAAUCCUCGUUGCCUCUUCUAGCCUCAAACUGCGGCGAUGCACCUUCCUUCUCGAAGAAUGCUUCAUUUACCACCAUCGUCCGAUUAUGUGAGCCCAAGGAAUUGACGGAGACGAAGAAGAUUAUGGAUCAAUCGCUUCACAUCAUGUUUAAGGUUAAGGGUUUGAGAUUUCUUAAUCGACCCUCACACUAAAUGAUUCGAUCUCCUCUCUUUUUACCUUGUUCCCUCUAAUGAUGCCUCCACCUUCUGCCCUAGGCGUGUUCUUUUCCCCAAAAAAAUCAUCGCCCGUCUUCCUCCCCUCCCUACCGGAAAAGUGAUCUCCAGUUGGUUCCUUUCUUACCAUCACCGUUGUUUCGCGGCUUCACGACCUCCGCCGCCACCACAGGAUUUGAUGCUCCAUAUUCUAUUUCUCUCAAUAUCCACUACACCGUGCAUCCAUACAUUAAAUCACCAUAGCCUUCUUUCACCAUCUUAACCCUAGAUCCCCGUCCCCAACCUUCUUUCACUAUCUGUCUCUACCUCUAUCGAAAAAUCACUACACCGCCACAGGAAACCCUAGAGAAUGUCGUUGUUGUUCUACCUGAAAACCCUUGACCCAUGAAGUACGGAGACACAUGAUAUGGGUACGUUUCUUUGUGAAAUAUGUGUAUUUAUUUGUGUUCAUCUUUAUAUUCGAGCCAUUCCGCCAUGUUUUUCCAACGAUCUUCUGACCAUCGCCUCUCUUCCUUGUUUAUUCUCACAUCGAUAUUUAAACACCUAUCUCUCAUCUUCUUCACGCCUCCACUCUGGCUACCAAGUUCUGAAUAUUUGAAACCGCUCCUCCCAAUCAUCAGUAUGAAAAAACGACGCCCUUUCUUUGGAACAGCUGAUGUGGUCGACUGAAUAUGCUUCAGAGGUGAAAGAAAGUGAUGGAUGGAAGGAGAUUCACAACAACUCCAAGGCCUGUAAUGGUCGGUGAAUACACCUUAUUACUGAGGUAAUUCAAAAGGGAGUGAAAUGGGUUGCUUUUCCCCGAUUCUAGGGUAUUUAACUCUAAAAUAUUGUGUGGCUGUUGCUUAUAGGUGGAUGAACGUGAAUGCUAUUGUAAGACUUUCCCAACCAGAUGCUCUUAACAUGGAGAUAAUUCCAAAUCUAAAGGUAAUUCCUUUAUCUUCUCAGGAGUUAUACAGGAAGUCAUCAGCUCUCUAUAAAUAUAUUUGUCUUGAAAACGGGAAAAGCCUCCUUGAACUGCUUGAAAUAUGUAAAUCAUCAGCUUUGGAAUCUCUAGAAGUAGCUUUUGAGAAUGUAAUUACUUCAUUGCCUGUGAAGGAAGUCAAGGAACCUUCCAUAUGUACAGACUGCAACGGCCCAUUCGAAUCAUCUUCUACUGAAAAUAUGUUAAAAUGUGACACUUGUUUAAAUCAGAAGAAUCAAAAUCAGAAUCAGAAACAGGAACAACAAGUGGUGGCCCUUUCUGCAAUCAAUGUGGAAGUGGAAGUGGAAGAUAGGCCAUCAAGUCCAGUACUGAAGGCCAUUACAAAUACCGAGUUGCCAGUUUUAUCAGAAAAAAAGAGAGGAAGAGGGAGACCAAGGAAGUCAGAUUCAGUUCUGAACUCACCUAAAAGUGCUAAAAGUGGUAAGUUAUCACGAAGUAAGAUUAAAGACAAGAUACUAAAAAAGUUCAGGUCACCAAGGUCAACUACUGUAUCAAAGCCACCAGGGAGUGCUUUCUCCUCACAACAGAAGAGUGGAAAAAAGCUAACAAUAAAGAAUCAGCAGUUGCAUUGGCCUGUUUUUGAGGAAGGAGGUUUACCCGAUGGAACCAAACUAACUUAUGUUUCUCAUGGAAAGAAACUUCUAGAUGGUUAUAAGUUAGGUCAUGGAAUAUUCUGUUCAUGCUACAAGACUGAGAUAAGCGCCUCACAGUUUGAAGCGCAUGCUGGUUGGCCUUCACACAAAAAACCAUAUGAAGACAUUUACAUCUCAAAUGGAGUAUCUCUCCAUGAAUAUGCGGUUUCUUUAAAGAGAGCCGAAAACAAAAGAUGUCCUGUGAAGUUUAAUGAUGACUUAAUAUGUUGGGAUGGUGGAAAUCUGUUGCUUUGUGAUGGAUGCCCUAGGUCCUUCCAUAAAGAAUGUAUUGAUGAAAAGGAGAUCCCACAAGGAAAAUGGUAUUGCAGAUUUUGUACACAGGCAAUGAAAGUUGGUGAAGAUAGUGAAAAUGCUACAAAAACAUUGAUCUUGUUGCAUGUGUUUAUUUUAUGCAGAGGACAUGAUUUCAGCAAAAACGUGUUCAAUGAACGAACUGUUAUAGUUUGUGAUCAGUGCGAAAGAGAAUAUCAUAUCGGGUGUCUAAGGGAACAAAAAAUGGCUGAUUUGGAGGCAUUGCCAAAAGGGAAGUGGGAGAAGCAAAAGGAUAAGGAGGAGAAGGAGAAGGAGAAGGAGAAGGAGAAGGAAAAGGAGGAGGGGGACAAGGACAAUAAUGUAAUUUCUGACGAGGACAAGGAGAAGGACAAGAAUGUAAUUUCUGACAAGGAGAAGGAGAAGGAGAAGGAGAAGAAUACCGAUGCUUACACAAACAAUAUUUUUCAUGAAGGGUUUGACUUUAUUAUUGAUGCAACAAGUGGGCGUGAUUUUAUUCCAUCCAUGGUGUAUGGAAGGAAAAUUUGGAGUCCAGAUUUUGCAGGGAUGCUUUGUGCCAUAUUGACUAUAGAUGUGGUCCCACAUUCUUCGGAUGGAGAAAAGGGUUUUAAUGGAACCCUGAACACCAAAUGGAUCAAAUAUCAUAUCUCAAGCGCGGUCCCACAUUCUUUGGAUGGAGAAAAGGUUCACAAGAUAUCGGAGCAGGGGUUCAUUAAUCUUAAAGAAUUAUGAAAGGCAAGAUGCAACUCUACUUAGUUGGAAUUUGAUAUUUAUCAUCUUUGUGUAUAUCUUUUUAGUUUGUAUAGCAUUACAUUGCAGAAGGUAUUCCUUAAUGGUAAUGUAGUAUUAGGUUAUAUAGUUAGGGAAAACAUCUUAAUAACAAUGUACAAUUAGAUCCCCUUAAUAUCAAUGUAU